Molecule: messenger RNA, 1037 nt
Organism: Eptesicus fuscus (big brown bat)
Lineage: Eukaryota; Metazoa; Chordata; Mammalia; Chiroptera; Vespertilionidae
Product: olfactory receptor 5B3-like
Exons: 1
Coding region: 1-942 (313 amino acids)
Biological process (GO): G protein-coupled receptor signaling pathway; sensory perception of smell
Cellular component (GO): membrane
Molecular function (GO): G protein-coupled receptor activity; odorant binding; olfactory receptor activity
Source: RefSeq, a predicted model, not a curated record
AUGAAGAAUGAGACAGAAGUGACUGAGUUCAUCCUCCUUGGACUAACCAAUGACCCAGAACUGCAGAUCCCUCUCUUUAUAAUGUUCACUCUCAUUUACCUCAUCACACUGAUUGGAAAUUUGGGGAUUAUGGUGCUGAUUCUCUUGGACUCUCGUCUCCACACUCCUAUGUACUUUUUCCUCAGUAACCUGUCUCUUGUGGAUUUGUGUUACUCUUCAGCUGUCACUCCUACAGUCAUAACUGGGUUCCUUGUAGGAGAUAAUGUCAUCUCCUACAAUGCAUGUGCUGCUCAGAUGUUCUUUUUUAUAGCCUUUGCCACUGUGGAAAAUUACCUCUUGUCCUCAAUGGCCUAUGACCGCUAUGUAGCAGUGUGCAAACCCCUACACUACACCACCACCAUGACGACAGGUGUAUGUGUGCAUAUGGCCAUAGGCUCCUAUAUCUAUGGUUUCCUGAAUGCCUCCAUUCACACUGGGGACACUUUUAGUCUCUCUUUCUGUGAGUCCAAUGUGAUCCAUCAGUUUUUCUGUGAUGUUCCAGCAGUCAUGGCUCUCUCUUGCUCUGACAAACAUAUUAGUGAGCAGAUUCUUGUUUCUGUGGCAAGCUUCAACAUCCUUUCUGCUCUCCUGGUUAUCUUGAUUUCCUACCUGUUCAUAUUUGUCACCAUCCUAAAGAUGCACUCAUCUUCAGGGUAUCAGAAGGCUCUCUCCACCUGUGCUUCUCACCUCACUGCAGUCUUCAUCUUCUAUGGAACUAUUAUCUUUAUGUACUUAAAACCCAGCUCCAGUCAUUCCCUGGACACAGACAAGGUGGCCUCUGUGUUCUAUACUAUGGUCAUCCCCAUGUUGAACCCUCUGGUCUAUAGCCUGAGGAACAAGGAGGUCAAGAGUGCAUUCAAGAAGGUUGUUUCAAAGGCAGAAUUAUUUUCUUUAGGAUUAUGAUUUCAACAUUGUGCAAUGUUCAAUAACCUAGUUUCAUUAAGGCCACAGUAAGAUUAAGGUCCCAAAGUAAUAUCCUUACCUAUUCAAAAGUCUCU